AUGGAGAGCUGGGUGGAAGAGGGCUGGAGGUUUGAGCAGGAGGUGCUGGGGGCCCCUGUUUCCCUCCCUCCUGGGGCUCCAGUGGUUGAGGCUGUUCCAGUAGCUCUGGCAGUGCCAGCUGUGCCCGCGGUGCCCCCAGUCCCAGUGAUCCGGCCCAUUAUUGCCACCAACACCUACCAGCAGCUGGCCAGCGACUUCCUGGGGAGGUCCAGCACUGCUGCAGCCACCGUCGUGGCCCCCAUUGUUGCCCCCCCGGUGCCGUUUGUGGGACCAGUGAACUUCAGCGCUGGCGAGAGGUGCCGGAUCGACAGCCCCGAGAGCCGAAGCCCCCUCUUCAUCCGCAGGGCAGUUGUCCCUCCACAGAGGCCUCCCAUCCUUCGGCCAGCCUUUGUGCCUCACGUCCUGCAGCGAUCCGCAGGUGCUCCCAGGCCCCUGGCAAUGCGCCCGCCUCACCACCCUGCUAUGGUGGGGCCCCCCAUGCCCGGUCCUCAGGGCCCACAGAUGAUGAUGGGCCCCCCCAUGCAAAGGCCCCCUGGCCCACCCCUAGGGCCCAUAGGACCGAUGAGGACUGGCCCUCCGGUGGGACCCGGGGUCCCCGUCGGCCCGAUCACACCUCUCAUGUCGGAACUCCCCGCCACUGGAUGCUGCUGGGGGUUAACUAGAGGGCGCGUUCCAUGGAGCAGGUGCUGGGCCAUGGCAGAUGAUGCUGCGAGCACAGGCAGCCUUGACCUGGCCCUGCCCCUCUCACUCCUCCCCUCCUCCAUGCCAGACGACUUCCGGAUCUUCUGCGGGGACCUGGGCAACGAAGUGAACGACGACAUCCUGGCCAGGGCCUUCAGCCGCUACCCGUCCUUCCUCAAAGCCAAGGUGAUCCGGGACAAGCGCACCGGCAAGACCAAAGGCUACGGCUUCGUCAGCUUCAAGGACCCCAACGACUACGUCCGCGCCAUGCGUGAGAUGAACGGGAAGUACGUGGGCAGCCGCCCCAUCAAGCUGCGCAAGAGCAUGUGGAAGGAUCGCAACAUCGACGUGGUGCGCAAGAAGCAGAAAGAGAAGAAGAAGCUGGGCCUGAGAUAGCGAGGGGGGGGCAGGGCCUGUGCUC
Messenger RNA from Pelodiscus sinensis (Chinese soft-shelled turtle), 1102 nucleotides. NCBI's taxonomy places the organism in Eukaryota, Metazoa, Chordata, Testudines, Trionychidae. The record is from RefSeq and is a predicted model, not a curated record.